UCAAAGCCUUCUCCCAAAUCAGUCGCUCAAUUUCUUGAAUUUUAGGUCUUAGUUGAAUCUCUCUCUGUCUCCCACUCCCUUCUCUUUCUCGAUCUCUCUCUCGACUCUAGCAUCAAUGGCGCCGCCACCAGGACCUUAUUCAGGAACCAGCACACUUGCUCUGGUGGCUAGAGUAUCCGCUUUUUCGUUUGGACUGGUUUAUGGAAGCAUGAAGCUCAAGUAUCUUAAGGCAAAAGCCAAAUCUCAGCAGAAAGCUGCAGCCAAGGCAGGCCACUGAAAGAUGCGAGUUGUUUUCACAGAGUCUUCUAGAGGAAUAACUUGUAAUGAUCGAAAACUAUUAUCAUUUUGUGCGAAUGUCGUACGCUGUGAGUUUUUAUAAGUUUAGUUUUGCAUCAUUGUUUUGGCUUUAACCAUUAUGUCUAUGGUUCAAAUUCCUCUUGGUGGAUAUUGAGAAGUUUGAAUGAUGCACAAUCUGAAAAAAAAUAAUCUGUCAUGUUCACAUGCAUGAGUACAUGCUUUUGGCUGUGAUUCUGUUUCA
This is a messenger RNA of Daucus carota subsp. sativus, 538 nucleotides long. RefSeq lists its product as uncharacterized. Bases 116 to 277 code for a protein of 53 amino acids. The transcript is spliced from 3 exons. The record is from RefSeq and is a predicted model, not a curated record. Lineage: Eukaryota; Viridiplantae; Streptophyta; Magnoliopsida; Apiales; Apiaceae.